CUGAGAUGUAAACACCAUUCUAAGUUGGGGAGAUCAUUUAUCUCCAAGUGUUUACAGAGUGCUAAUUUUGAAGAUCACAUUGGAGUGGAACAGGACAUUAGUUUUGUCAAUCCUGGAAAGAGACCGAGAAACAAUGAUGCCUAAUGAAGUCGCAUAGUCAUGGCUCCAAUUUCGUUAAGUUCCUCCAAUAGUAGUCCAGAGGUGGUGGAAGGUGAUCGAAAUGACAGCACUUUAUCCACAUCCUCCAAAAUGGUCAGCACUACGACCAUCAGCACCAUUGCAGUCCAGAGUGGAUCCACUCGAAUUAUCAUUGCCAUCUUGCGAGCUGGCUUACACAUCACAAUCAAGAUCCUGGAUAUGCAGCCGGGUAUUGCUUACAUUGGGAACAGUUUUGGCGAUGCAGCAGAACUUCAGAUGGCACAUAAUGAAGUUAUUAAGAGUCUUCAAAGCAAGCAAAGUCCAGUGGAGGAUCUCUUGAGACAAGCGGACGGCAUGAUUGCCAAUCAAAAACCCCGAGCAGAGGUCUAUUCAGCCAUGGCUGACUCCUUGGGUCAAGCAUGGAGAGACCUGAACGGUCAAUUGGAACAAAGGAAGACCAUUUUAGACCAGAACUACAUGUUCCAAGGACAUUUCCAAGACUAUCGUGAAGUUACAAACGACCUGGAACAUUUAUGCAUCAACCAAAAGAUUCCCGAAGAUCAUGGAUCCGUCGAGGUAGCCAUAAAAGCCUUGACCAAAGGCAAGAGGACAAUGCUAGAAUCUUCUGUUUAUGCUUUGCAAGAAGGCGACACUCUCCUUGAUAUGCUCCAGAAGAUGAAGGACGAUAUUAUCAUGGACUCCAGACCAAAAUUCAUGAGGAACUCCUUUUUGCUGACGAUUGGACAGGUUGAACUUUGGCUCGAAGAACUCCAUGACAGGCGUGUGGCCGUAACAAAUCUCUUUGAAUGUCGCUUCGAAGCAUUAAGACAGCAAUUAGAUCUGCUGAGAGUGGGAUCAGACCUAGCCCAACUUGACGAGCUAAUUCGCGAAAAGACGCGCGCAUUAUCGUUGCUCAAGGAUCUAGGAUGUUCCACGUCAACCUGUGAUGAGCUCAUCCGACAAACCAUGUCGAUGCAGAACGAGGCUCAGCACAUUUUGAAUCGUUGUCUGGAGGUGGUGUCCAAUGGAAAACACGGCCGAAUGGAGGCAUCUGCUCAGGCUUAUAAGCUCGUGGAACAAGCCGAAGCUUACCAGCAACAAUUGGACCACCGACUUGGCUUACUAAGCCGUGCUUCAGGGUUUUUUCAAAACUCUCAGUCUGCCCAUUAUCACAUGGACCAACUGGAACUCCAAAUCCGGAACGUGGACCCAUUAAAGCAUUCUCGGAGCGCUCUCGACACGCUCGAGUCAAUUUACGACACUCUCGAUGAAUCCAUUGAGACUGUUGUUAAAGACGGAAAUGAUAUCAUCUAUCAAGCUCACAGUUCCGAGGCCACGACAGGGAUAAGCCAUCUUUUGGAACAAUUAAAGUCGAGGGCAUCCAACUUAAAGACAAUGUGUAAUCUCAAAUCGUCACAGGUCAUUCGUGGAGGAGAAGCUCUCAAGAGUUUCGUCGCAAAACUCGAGGAAUUUGAUGCCUGGAUCAAGGAUGUUGUACAGACAUUCCUCGAGACGAAUAGCAACAUGGGAACAAGUUGGGACACAUCUAAUUUCUUCCUAGAGAAUCACAAGGACUUGGUCAAUAAGAUCCACAUGAAGACUUUUGAAUUGGAAGGCUUACGAGGCGCUCUAAAAACAAUCGCCAAUCAGUGCUCCAACGAGGAGACAAAAGCUGUCGAAGAGAGGAUGGAUCGAUGUAACGAGACUCUCACAACCCUGAUGCAGGUCAUUAGUCAACGACUGACGAUUGCCGAGAAAUUCGUAAAAUUCCAAAAGAGUUUCGAGCAAGUGGAUAAUGAAAUGUCAAACAUGGAGCAAGAGCUUCGAGAAAAUAACCAGGCCGAUCGGAUGCUCUUCGAAUCCUCUUGGAUCUUCAUACAGCAGCUCCAUACUCAAAUAUCGAACAUGGGGCGGAAUAUCAUCCAGGAUUUGGAUCAUAUGCGACUCAGCUUCUCAGCGAACGCAAUGCCCUUCUGGGAACCCAUCUGA
Messenger RNA from Tigriopus californicus, 2127 nucleotides. Its product is annotated as coiled-coil domain-containing protein 141-like. Lineage: Eukaryota; Metazoa; Arthropoda; Copepoda; Harpacticoida; Harpacticidae. Gene Ontology annotation, molecular function: protein binding; guanyl-nucleotide exchange factor activity. Gene Ontology annotation, cellular component: cytoplasm. The transcript has 5 exons. The record is from RefSeq and is a predicted model, not a curated record. The coding region runs from base 160 to 2127 and encodes 655 amino acids.